Molecule: messenger RNA, 1266 nt
Organism: Colletotrichum graminicola M1.001
Lineage: Eukaryota; Fungi; Ascomycota; Sordariomycetes; Glomerellales; Glomerellaceae
Product: mannosyltransferase
Exons: 3
Coding region: 1-1266 (421 amino acids)
Biological process (GO): GPI anchor biosynthetic process
Cellular component (GO): glycosylphosphatidylinositol-mannosyltransferase I complex; membrane
Molecular function (GO): alpha-1,4-mannosyltransferase activity; GPI mannosyltransferase activity
Source: RefSeq, a predicted model, not a curated record
AUGGCCGGUCUCGACGCCCUCUUUCGGCCCGUGCCGCUCUUCGCGACCGCCGCGGUUCUCCGCGUGGUGAUGCUCUACUACGGCCUUUGGCAAGAUGCCUACUCAGCCGUUAAGUACACGGACAUCGACUACCUGGUGUUCACCGACGCGGCUCGCUUCACCGCUCAAGGGCGCUCGCCGUAUGACCGCGAGACCUACCGAUAUACGCCUCUUCUGGCGUGGAUGCUCGUCCCCACGGCCUCGCAGGCUUGCUUCGCUUUUGGAAAGUUUGUCUUUGCUGCCGCCGACCUGAUUGCAGGGUACUACAUCGUGCGCAUCUUGGAUAGACGAGGCGUGGAGCAGGCAAAGGCUCUCAAGUUCGCCAGCAUCUGGCUCUUGAACCCCAUGGUCGCAACCAUCAGCACGCGUGGAAGCUCGGAAGGUCUACUUGGCGUGACGGUCAUGGCCCUUCUGUGGGCUGUCCUUGAGGGGAGAACAACUUUGGCGGGUCUUCUUCUUGGGUUCGGAGUUCACUUCAAGAUCUACCCAUUCAUCUACGCGCCGGCUAUCGUAUGGUGGAUGGACGAGGAUGCGCUUGGGCGAAAGGGAACCAAUGCCCAUGGCAAGACCCUGGGAGAAACAAUCGCCAACUUCCUGAACACUGAAAGGAUCAAGCUGGCCGUAGUCAGUCUUGCAACCUUCAUGGGCCUCAAUGUCGCCAUGUACUCAAUCUAUGGGGCACCGUUUCUGGUACACACGUAUUUCCAUCACGUCACAAGGAUCGAUCACAGGCACAACUUCAGUCCGUACAACAUCCUCUUGUAUCUGACCUCUGCAUUUCCGUCGACGUCAGCCAUCCGCAUAGAAUCAGUCGCAUUUCUGCCCCAGAUCCUUCUGUCGACGAUCCUGAUCCCGUUUAUUCUGGCCAAAAAGGACCUCGCGACCUCCAUGAUGGCCCAAACCUUCGCCUUUGUAACCUUUAACAAGGUCUGCACCAGCCAGUACUUCCUCUGGUACAUGGUCUUCUUGCCCAUCUAUCUUCCUAACUCGUCGUUCCUGAAGAACCCGAAGCUGGGAGUUACGGCACUGGCUCUGUGGAUUGUGUCACAGGCGGCUUGGCUGCAUCAGGGGUUCCAACUCGAGUUCCUGGGCGUCAGUACUUUCUUCCCAGGCCUAUUCGCGGCAUCGGUGGGGUUCUUCCUCGUCAACUGCUGGAUUCUGGGCGUCAUAGUAAACGACGGCGGCAAGGAAACAGCUACACAUACGAAGAGAAAGAUAAAGCAGUAG